AUUUGUUUCAUAAAUAACACAACGAUUGACUCAUUUGUUGAGCGAUUGCUUUGACAAUAGAAAUCAACUCAUAAUCAGUGAUCACCACAAAGAUUACAAUUAAUAGUAUUUCAUACACUCAUUGCUAUUAACACACAAUACAUCCACUGUUUUGUCAUUCAAGUGACACCUGAUCUGUAGUUGUGGUGAAACCCUGCGGUAGAUCUCUGUGACAAUGAACCGUCUUUUCGGAAGGGGUACACCUAAGGCGCCCCCACCUAACCUCACCGACUGUAUCGCCAAUGUGGACAGUAGGGCCGAGUCGGUCGACAAGAAGAUCGCCCGAUUGGACGCAGAACUCGUCAAAUACAAGGACCAGAUGAAGAAGAUGAGGGACGGACCCGCUAAGAAUGCCAUCAAACAGAAGGCCCUCCGAGUGCUGAAGCAGCGCAAGAUGUAUGAGGGACAGCGGGAUAACCUCAUGAACCAGUCCUUCAAUAUGGAACAGACCAACUAUGCCACACAAAUGCUUAAAGACACCAAAACCACGGUGGACGCCAUGAAACUGGGCGUAAAGGAAAUGAAACGGGAGUACAAGAAAGUGAACAUCGAUCAGAUUGAGGACAUGCAGGACGAGUUGGAGGACAUGUUAGAACAGGCCAAUGAGGUUCAGGAAGCACUCGGCAGAAGUUACGGCACUCCCGAUGUCGAUGAGGACGAGCUCGAAGCCGAAUUGGAGGCAUUGGGAGAUGAGUUAGCCUUAGAUACGGACACAUCAUAUCUGGAAGACAUGUCCACUCCUAAAGUGCCCACAAGAGAACCCGGCGCCGAGAGUGUCAAUAGUGACGGCCAACUGGUCGAUGAGUUCGGUUUACCCAAAAUCGCCGCCACUUGACUUCAUUGAGUCAUUCACUGUAUUGUAUUAAUCGAGUCUUUGUAUAAAUAAUUAUAAAUUUAUUAUUACUUAAUUACAAAUUUAAUUACAAUUAUAAACUUUUAUAUUAUUCUUUUCGAUGAUAUCCCUCAACACCUCGAACCGAACCGCUCUGUUCUUGAGCUUAGUUUCUAUAUUCUGUAAGAAUGUCACAAAAUAUUGUGAAGUCUUGUGCGGCAAAUGAGUGGUCCAUACGUUCGGCAAAACUAUGAAUUUGUAACUAUUGAACAGAUUUUAUAAAGUAUUAACAUUAAAGCCUUAUAAUGAGAUUAAUAAUGGACUACUUGUUUGCAAAGAGAUCAGUCGAAUGCAUGACUUUAUUCAUCCCAUAGUUUUUAAGCCUUUCGUCGAAAUACGGA
Molecule: messenger RNA, 1272 nt
Organism: Oppiella nova
Lineage: Eukaryota; Metazoa; Arthropoda; Arachnida; Sarcoptiformes; Oppiidae
Source: the annotation of a GenBank genome assembly